UUUGUUUCCUAAAAUUGCCUAACAAAUCGCACCUUUCUCUCUCUCUCUCUCUCUCCAGUCUGUCUGCACCAUUCCCUUUCUAUUAUCUUUUCCUGUAAAACUUCCUCCUCCAAACCAUCAGGUCGGGCAGAUCCUGCCUUCCUCCAUCAUGGCUUCGCAGGAUAAAGGUCGACCGUUGCCGAAAUUCGGGGAAUGGGAUGUAAACAACCCAGCUUCAGCUGAAGGAUUUACUGUUAUAUUCAACAAGGCCAGAGAUGACAAGAAGACCAGUGCGGCUCAAGUGAAGAUCGUCACCCCACGAAAAAAUGACGGCAGCACACGAAGAAAUGGUGCUGGAUACAACACUGUCAAUGAGCAUUAUCCUAAGUAUCCUCCCCCAAAGAAUAAAUGGUUUUGCUGUGGUUGAACGAAUCAACAACAGCUCAUGAGGGCGAGGUGAUGAUGCAAAAAUAUUAGGGUGUGACUGGGAGGAGUUACUACAAACAAAUUAAAGACAUUUUUUCUUGUGCCUGGGAAAUAUAUGUGGAACAGCAAAUCUCUCAUAUAUAUAAAAAAGUUCUUUUUGUUCCUUUUUUU
This is a messenger RNA of Malus domestica (apple), 576 nucleotides long. Its product is annotated as protein NOI4-like. Lineage: Eukaryota; Viridiplantae; Streptophyta; Magnoliopsida; Rosales; Rosaceae. The record is from RefSeq and is a predicted model, not a curated record. Gene Ontology annotation, cellular component: plasma membrane.